AUGACAAUGACAGCCAUGGGGCGUUCUCGGUUCUGCAAGACCUCGAUGACCUUCACCGCCGCUUUUCUUCUGGGGCACCAGUCCGGUGCUCACGCCGCCGCUCACCUGCACCUGCGCCAACUAGUCACCUGCGAUGAUACCUGCGAGUACACUAGCACCGACGGGACUACGGGGCGCACAUGCGACCCCACGUGCGAUGACGGCGAGCCCUAUGGCGUGUAUGGGUGCAAUACCAAGGAUGGAAAAUACGGGAGUAACUGCCGAUACUGCUUCAACGACAUCAGCAGGGCUAUCAAAUUCGACUCUCCCGACGAUCGCACCAUCAUGUGUGACACGCUUCAGCCUCCGGACCUUGAUGCUCUGGAAUCUGGGUGUACUGAUAGCUGCGAGUACACCAGUAACGAUGGGACCACGGGGCGCAUGUGCGACCCCACGUGCGAAGACGGCGACCCCCACGGCAUGCUAUUUUGUGAUACCAAGAGCGGCCAGUAUGGGAGUAACUGCCGAUACUGCUUCAACGACGUCGACAGGGCUAUGAAAUUCGACACUCCCGACAACCGCGCCAUCAUGUGCGACACGCUUCUGCCGGUCGGCACCGAUGCUGGAGACGAUUUUGAUGGCAACUACACGCACCUGGGAUGCUUCAUGGACAGCCCGGAUGAUCGAGUUCUCGGACACAAGUUGACUGAUGAUGACGACACGACCGCCGAACGCGAGUAUCUUUCGUGCGGCCUACGACUCCUGCAAUCAAGCGCUGCGACACCAGAAGGAGCGUUCAGCGAGGACAUCGUCCAGAUCAUCGAAGUCGAAGGUACUGAUCCAGGUGGCGCAUAUUGGGCUGACAGCUACUCGGUCGGUGGAAAGUGCUACAUGCAGACCACGUUCGAUCACGACAUUGGCGAGGUGGAGGUGGACACACCGCAAGGCACCAUGAAAAUCGAAGAUCUCUUUAACCUUCUAGAACCAGGACCGGGAUCUGAAGGCCGACCCCUCUACAACGAUAUUCAAUGCGGAAACGGCCCAGUCAAUUCCGAUUCCUUAGGCGAUGAGUUCCUCUGCCCCGGUCUGGUGGAAUACGGCCGGGAAGGUUGCGGACAGAUCGGUCCAAUGUGGGAUCUUUCUGAACUCGAGUAA
Molecule: messenger RNA, 1134 nt
Organism: Ectocarpus siliculosus
Lineage: Eukaryota; Phaeophyceae; Ectocarpales; Ectocarpaceae
Source: the annotation of a GenBank genome assembly